CCACCUUGUAUCUAACCCCUAUGCCAGUAAUUUGCUGAAUGGAACAACCCCCCACGGUUUGGAAGGCAAGCAAAGCACUACAAUCUUUUCCUAAGGCCUGACCUUACCUCUCAAUGAGAGCAGACGAUGCUAAGGCGCAUCAGGCGGCCUUCCCUGCUGCGAUCGAAUUCGCCUCGCUUAGUCUGGGCCCGUUGUGCUCGCUUCUCUUUUCCAGCGCAGUUGAUGGCCGCCAAACAAUUCAACUCAGUCAUGCCUUCCCAGGCCAAUACCUCCAGUGUGUGUCGCUUGGCUUCAUCCCUCCUUGACGACGGCUCUGUCAAUUGUAGAUGUGUGGAUAUAAUAGAAGGAAAAUCCUACCGGGCCUUCGUGCUUACCAUGGAUGAUGGGCGUGAAGUUCUUAUCAACACCAACACGCCUCGGACAAUCGCUGGAUCAAAUCGUUUCGUGACCGCCUCUGAAGUGGCGACUCUCAAAUUUGGUCUGCUUCCCCCCCCCUCCGCAACGCGAUAUAGAUCCUUUGAUGCUGACAUGAACUUUUCAAGUGCGUCAGUCAACGUCCCUGCCGGUUCCCCGCGUCCUUGCCUGGAAUACAGACUCGGCAAACGAAAGCGGGUCGGAAUAUAUCAUCCUGGAGAAGACUCCCGGGGUCGCCUUGGAUGAGAUCUGGGAGGGGCUGAGCACCCUGCAACGGUACAGUAUUAUCGAAAAGGUCGUCACUAUGGAAAAGGAGCUUGCCUGUCUGGAGUUUCCAGCCUAUGGGGCACUCUAUCUACGGGGCUCUUGAACCUGCUAACCUGGGACAUUAUCACAUCGCGGACGCGCGAGACAGCGCAGACUCUUUCUGCA
This is a messenger RNA of Aspergillus japonicus CBS 114.51, 846 nucleotides long. RefSeq lists its product as uncharacterized. Lineage: Eukaryota; Fungi; Ascomycota; Eurotiomycetes; Eurotiales; Aspergillaceae. The transcript has a single exon. The record is from RefSeq and is a predicted model, not a curated record. Bases 127 to 660 code for a protein of 177 amino acids.